UGGAGAUAGGCAGGAGUCCUGCAGACAGGAGAUCAGAAGGCAAAGGGCUUGAAGUUACAAUGGGAAUUCUAGCAGUCCUAGUCCUGCUAGGCACCUUGUGUGUCACAAGUCACUCAGCCCCAACAUCCCGGAACACACCUAUGACCAUCAUGUUCCCAGGAGAAAUGCGCAGCAACCUAACUGACCUGGAGCAAGCAGAGAAAUAUCUAACGCGAUAUGGGUACCUGCCAUUAGAAAGUGGUAAAGACAAACAUACCUCCAUAGAAAAGUCCCUGAAAAGGAUGCAGCGAAAGUUGGGGCUUACAGAAACGGGUGAACUAGACUCAGAAACUAUGAAGACCAUAAACACCCCUCGUUGUGGAGUACCUGAUGUGGGAAAGUUCCAGACUUUUGAGGGAGACUUGAAGUGGGACCAUACUGAUAUUACAUACAAGAUCCUGAACUAUUCUCCUGAUCUUGACCCUGAAGUGAUAGACGAUGCCUUUGCUCGUGCCUUCAAAGUAUGGAGUGAUGUGACACCUCUCACCUUUACACGAAUUUACAACGGGGAACCCGACAUAAACAUUUUGUUCGGGACUGACAAUCACGGUGAUCCAUACCCUUUUGAUGGGAAGGAUGGACUUCUAGCUCAUGCAUACCCACCAGGUGCUGGAGUGUAUGGAGAUGCCCAUUUUGAUGAUGAUGAAUUCUGGACCCUUGGGACUGGCGUAGUGGUGAAGACUCGGUUUGGUAAUGCAGAUGGUGCAGUGUGCCAUUUUCCUUUCGUCUUUAACGGCCAGUCUUAUUCCUCCUGUACAAGUGCUGGGCGAUCGGAUGGCCACCUCUGGUGCAGUACAACAGCCGAUUUUGACAAAGACAAAAAAUAUGGCUUCUGCCCAAGUGAAUUGCUAUACACAUUUGAUGGAAACAGUGAUGGUCAGCCCUGUGUCUUCCCAUUUAUAUUUCAAGAAGAAUCCUAUUCUUCGUGCACUACUGAUGGGCGUACAGAUGGGUACCGCUGGUGUGGUACCACUGCCAAUUAUGAUAAAGAUGUCAAAUACGGUUUCUGUCCCAACAGAGACACAGCUGUCAAUGGUGGAAACGCAGCAGGCGACCCUUGCGUUUUCCCUUUUAUAUUCCAGGGGAAAACCUUCAACGAGUGCACCACCGAAGGUCGAGGGGAUGGGAAGAAGUGGUGCGCCACUACCUCCAACUAUGACAUCCACAGGAGAUGGGGUUUCUGUGGAGACCAAGGUUACAGCCUUUUCCUGGUGGCAGCACAUGAAUUUGGACACGCAUUAGGCCUCGAGCACAGCAGCAUCCAAGAUGCUCUAAUGUAUCCCAACUACAAGUACGAGAGCGACUUCCAUCUUCACUCUGACGACAUUGAAGGGAUCCACUAUUUGUAUGGUGCUGGAACUGGUCCAGAUCCCACUCCACCAAAGCCCACCAAGAAACCUAAAACAACAACUCCUUCACCCACCACCCCUGCUACACCAACUACCACUGAAAGUGUGGAGCCUUCUGAUUCCCCAGUAGACCCAACACAAGACCCCUGCAAAGUGAAGGAAUUUGAUGCCAUUGCAGAAUUACAAGGGGAGCUCCACCUCUUUAAGGAUGGAUUGUACUGGAAACUACCUGCCAGUGGCCCCCCUAAGUCUUCUAAGAAGAUCUCAGACACUUGGCCUGAACUUCCUGCCAACAUUGAUGCAGCAUUUCAAGAUCCCCAAAGCAAGAAGAUUUUCUUUUUCUCAGGACGCAAAUUCUGGCAGUACACGGGAAGCAGCGUUUUGGGUCCACGAAGUCUCGAAAAGCUGGGCUUUGGCAAGGAUGUGGAUAAAAUCUUGGGCGCUAUUACACGGGAUAAUGGAAAAGUCUUGUUGUUCAAUGGUGACAAAUACUGGAGACUUGAUGUGAAGUCUCAGACUGUAGAUAAGGGUUACCCACGCAACACAGAUGAUGACUUUGCUGGUGUUCCCAGUGAUUCUCAUGACAUCUUUGUGUAUAAAGGUAAAUACUACUUCUGCCAAGACCAGUUCUUCUGGCGCAUGACAUGGCGCAAGCAAGUGGAAAAGGUCGGAUACGUGAAAUACGACAUUGUCCGCUGUCCAGAGCGAAGUUAAAGCAAAAAAAUGUGAAGAAGAGGAAUGAGGAAAGGGUUAAACAAGCAGCAAUAGCUAGGAAAGGGAAGACUCCAGACGUGAACCUUCCAUCCUGCCCCCCUCUUCAUUUUAGCCCUUACUUGUGUGGUUGUAGAAGGAAAUUGUUACUGUUCAGGCACUGUAGACAUGGUCUCCAUGUUGCAUCCCCCUUAGGGAAGUGAAUGUGUGUGUGUGUCCCCGGCCUGCCUGGUGCAGGCUUCCAGAGAGCAGUGUGACAGAUGAUGACUUGUGGCGCUAGUGAAAUGCGACAAGGUGACCUUUCAGAGAUUUCUUUAAUAUAUUAUUUGCUUUUCUAAUAAAUACUGUUCUUCCUUGA
This is a messenger RNA of Rana temporaria (common frog), 2457 nucleotides long. RefSeq names its product matrix metallopeptidase 9 (gene MMP9). Gene Ontology annotation, molecular function: zinc ion binding; metalloendopeptidase activity. Bases 60 to 2102 code for a protein of 680 amino acids. Lineage: Eukaryota; Metazoa; Chordata; Amphibia; Anura; Ranidae. The transcript has 13 exons. Gene Ontology annotation, cellular component: extracellular matrix. The record is from RefSeq and is a predicted model, not a curated record. Gene Ontology annotation, biological process: extracellular matrix organization; collagen catabolic process; proteolysis.